Molecule: messenger RNA, 1852 nt
Organism: Biomphalaria glabrata
Lineage: Eukaryota; Metazoa; Mollusca; Gastropoda; Planorbidae
Exons: 10
Coding region: 132-1307 (391 amino acids)
Source: RefSeq, a predicted model, not a curated record
CACCUGUCCCCCUGUUCGUCCGCCCCUAGUUUCAAGCAGGUGAGUUAUUGACUGCCUUGUAAGUAGUCUGAGUAGAGACAUCCUGGUUUUUCAUUUGUAUCAGUUGAGCAGAAGUUUUGUUUGAGCUCAAGAUGUCUUUAGCAUUUGACAAUAUUGGGGCAUGGGUAUUCUCCCCUUACUGUUUCUGCCACAAAAAGGAAUGGCUUUCAGUAAACAAGCUGGAGUAUAUUGACGUACCAACUGACAGUGGCGGCCAUGGUGUCAGUUCCGGCCUCUCAGCCAAUGACACUGCUCUGCUGGCUGCUCUAAUAUUGGCUCUGGCCCUGUUUUUGUUUUUGCUGUACUUGCUGACGUGUUGCUUGUGCCCUUAUGGCUUGUGUUGUGGCAGACGUGGAUUUUGCUGUUCAAAAGGAAGCAGGUCAGCUUCUAGUGGCAAGAAGUCUCAUGGCAACAGCAGUUCAAAAGUUAAUUUAACGGCGGUAGAUAUGAAAAUACCAAGACCAUGGACAACUGAAAGUUCGAUUGGAUUUUCAGAUGCUAAAACGCUGAAGCACAAGACCACAUCAGAUGCAGACUUAUCAAAAAAUGAUUCAAAACUAAGGAAGAAGGGAGAUGGCUUCUUGAAUGAAGCCUACAGUGAAGAUGAAGGCUGGUUUUCGACCUCAGAGUUGGACAGUCUGUAUGGUGAGAAUGACAGGAAAGUUUUAUUCUCUAAAGACUGGAGGAACAGCUGUCAGAGACAAUUUGGUGAAGAGUCUAUUUCAAUGAAUAAGCAUCAGAUCAUUAGAAACAGUGCUGGGAAUUCAUCUCUCAGGUUUAGAAACAGGAGCUACAGUGCUACUGACAUAGAAAGUCUCAUGACUCCUAAAGAGGUCACAUUCUCAAACAGAGUAGAUUCUUCUGGAACUCUACAAAGAGAAAGUUCUGGCUAUGCCGUGACAGCAGUAUGUAAGCCAAAUCAUGGGGAUUUGUCCACUUCAGAUGGUACCAUUAGGUCCAGUUCAAUGAAUGCUGUGGCAGAAAUAUCAUUUGGUGACAAGAAUCCCAUAACAGACCAAGAGCUCAAUGAGAUUGCCUCUACUCUCAUCAAACCAACAGCCUAUCCCAUGACACUGCAGACUACAAGCAACACUUCUACUCUCCAACCAUCUGUCUACCAUGAGAGAAUUCAGACCACCAGCAACAGUAUGCCAAUGAGCUACACCACCAAUAGCGCUAGCAGUUAUCCAGGAGACAACAUGAUAACAGAAAUAAGCUCCACUUACAAGAGACAUGUGAUAGAAGAAACUGAGACAGUGAUUGAUUGAAAUAAUUGCCCGGUACUUUAAUUCUAUUCUAAAUGUCUACAUGCAGUGUGGUUGGAAAUAAAGUCUCCUGAUCAAAAAGCAAAAAUAGUGAUAUUUGAAUUGUAUGGACACUCUGGUUGGGAAAAAGGGAGGGGUGCAAAGUGUAGCAAUCAUUGAUUUUCUUCAGGUUCUAGAAGCCUGAAUAAUUAUUGACAAAACAUUUUGUUGUGUCAUUUUUCAAACUGAAAGUAGAAUAGAAUGUGGUAGGUUUAGUUUUUUACAUUACAUGUGCUCCUCUUGUAUUUUUCUAUACACCUGUUCACCCACUACAACAGUAAUUCUCUAUUAAAAGUAUGAGUAAAAAUUGUCUCCAAUUUCAUGCAUAAAUAUUUUAAAUUGGUAGGGCUCAGUCUAGGAAGCAAAGGAAUCAAUUUACAGAAUCUGGAUAUCAGUAAUGACAUACCGUAUCAAAUGGACAUUAAAAUGUGCGUUUAUAACUGAACCAUAUGUAUUUAUUGUGAAUCCAAGUUCAAGGUUACCUCAGUAAUAAAAUAUUGCAUCACUGA